Folsomia candida is the source of this 2346-nucleotide messenger RNA. RefSeq names its product SEC14-like protein 2. Gene Ontology annotation, cellular component: cytoplasm. Lineage: Eukaryota; Metazoa; Arthropoda; Collembola; Entomobryomorpha; Isotomidae. The transcript is spliced from 7 exons. The record is from RefSeq and is a predicted model, not a curated record. The coding region runs from base 328 to 1131 and encodes 267 amino acids.
CAAGCACAAAGAAACAAAAAGCAAGAUUGCAUUUUCAUGAUAUUUGUAAAAUUAAAUUAAAUGAUACACAAAUGCUCUAGAAAAAUAUGAAAGUAUGAAAAUGAUAUAACAGUUUAGAAAUUAGCAUUGACCUUCUAGUGAUUACCACAUGAUUGGCUGUGUUUGGAAUGUAACUCAUGCAAAAAAUUGUGGUUAAAAUAAUUUAUCCCUAAUUUCUAAAGGAUUAUUCGCGAAAUAUAUAAUCAUUGUGAGGUUGUUUGGCUCACAAUUAGUUGGUUGUUGAUUGUGAUUGUUGAACUUGGGAUAAAGAAGUUACGAAAAUAUAGAAUGAUUUCUGAAAAGAACAGCAGACGUGAAUCUGAAAUUUUAAAUGAGUUCCAGAAAAGAGUUUCUGACAUUCAAGUGGAUGAGGCCAAGUGUCUCCGAUUUCUAAUAGCAAGAAAUUUUGAUCAAGGAAAAGCAGAGGACAUGCUAAGAAAUCACAUUAAAUGGCAAAAAGAUGUAAAUUUGGAAUACUUGUUAAAUGGGUGGCCUGCUCCACGCGACAUGGAGGAUGACUUUAAAUUUUCAUUCACGGGAACAAGUCAUAAUGGGGGACCUGUGGUUUGGGUUCCUGGGGGUGAAUGGAAUAUUCGUCAUUUUGUGGAGCAAGGACGGCGUGACGACAUUAUGAAACUGACAAUACGGACCUUGGAAUAUGUCUUGGAGCAAGUCAAGAAUCAUGGGAACAAACCACUCGUAGCCAUUUACGGAUUUGAAGGACUCACUUAUCAUAAAGUGUCUCAUUUUGAAAGUAAGCUAGCUGAGCAUAUACAAAUUAAUUUCUCUCUAAAAGUGUAUGUAUAUUCAGCUAUUCAACUCUUGAACAUAUAUUUUGUAGCUUCACGGAUAGUCUACGCUGGGUUUCAGUUAUUAGAACAAAAUUAUCCAGAAAUACUGCAAAACGUCAUAAUUGUCAAUGCCCCAUAUCCAUUCUACAUAGCGUGGAACAUUAUUAGCCCUCUCUUAUCGAAAAGAACAUCAUCCAAAAUUCGAGUAUUCGGUCCAGACAAGAAAAAGUAUGUUCCAGUCUUGCGAGAACUUUGUCCCGACAAUGCAAUUCCUGUCAGUUAUCUUGGAAUAAAUACAUAAAAGAGAGGCAUUUUUGUUUCAUUUAUCCAGUUGCCCCGCAUGACUGGUAAAAAGUUUGUUGCGUUGCGUUUACUGAAUCCACUCAAGUCACUCACUCACUUGUAAUUUUGGGAAGUUCCAUAUGUUGACCGCUACAAUUACAAAUUCCAUUUUGUCAAAAUAAAAGUAAAUUUGUUACAUAUUUUAUUCAUUAAAUGCAAAACAAAUUAUUAUAGAUUGGCAUAACACAACUUUCACAAUCAGUCAAUUAGAUAUUUUAGUUUUAGAUUUUAUGGUAAGCAAGUCAAUCGGGCGAACAAAAGAAAGAGUAAAUCAUCCUAGAACAAUGUUGUUGGAAAGGAUCGGGACAAUGAUUCUUAUAGUGCUCCUGGCCAUCCUUGCAUUUCGAAUGGUUUCUCGAACUGGGCUGUGGAACGAUUUCCCCGUGGAACCAAGUGAGGUAGCUAAGCUGCCCAAUGCCGUUCUGACUAUUCAUUGUUCCAAAAACUUUACAUUACUCCAACAAAAAUACUCGUUCCCUUUUGAGCGGCAUGUCAACUGUAGUUCCACCCACUGGAUGGGAAGAUAUUUGCGAAACCUCGUCUGCCAAGAAGUGACACGACUGAUAAAGACGCCAUUGGGUGAUGAUACUGAUGAUGACAAGAUUAUUUCCCGUCCGCCCCCCAACGACUGGGUAUUGAAAAGGCUGUGCACCUAUCUCACUACCAAGUAUGCCGUUCUAUGGUCAGGACUCUUGAAACUUCAACGAAUAAAUGGGACAUGGGAGGGAAACAGUUUCGAUUGUAAGUGUUGAAAGCAACUGUAAAUUAUUAAGCAUGAAUCAGUUUAUAGAUAUAAAAUGGUCAUCCAGUGAGUUGUAAUUUUGAUGACCACACUAAGUUCAAUGAAAUUUUAUAUUUCUUGUAAGUACAUUACACAUUAUGUGCAUCUGGUAUGUAUGUAAUAAAGUUUUACUUUUUUAUUAAGAAGACUCUAAUUUGAGUAAAUAGCAGCUAAAUAAUAAUAUAGUAUUGUGAAUCACAGUUCGGUUUAAAAAUGGUUUGUACAAUACCCAAUUCGAAUUUUUAAUUUUACAAAUGUGAUGAUAAUAUUCUUGGUAAACUCAAUUCUUGUGGAGGUCACAGUUUCCUGCAGAUUCACAAAAACGUCAGAUAAUAUUUGGAUGUAUAUGAUUUAAAAUAUAACUAAAUUAAAGUCAUAAUUUUACUCUGAAAA